GCAAAGCAAAUUUCCGACAAGAUUAGAUCGGAAAAGGAAGUGUGUCUACCAGAGUAAAUGCAAAAAAUGUUUACAAAUUACUCCCAUUCAAGCUAAGGCAGGUGAACAUUGAGCAAUUGUUCCUCGUGUAUGCAAAGUAGAAAAUAAUUGGCUUAAUUAUCUGAUACCUGCUGAAUCACGAUAAACGCCGCCUCUGUGUUUAAUGAGUUGUAUUUCGAAAUAGACACCGGAAGUGUUUGGGGUGUUCCGCCAUGAUUACGCACUGUGGCGGCAACAGACAUUUGGUCAACACAGCAUAUAGACGUAGUCGUAAAUGUUCACAUAAAUCCGUUAUGCCCACGCAGCAUACAGCUGACAGACACUAUCCGGGCUGCGGUGGCUGGCUCACCUUUGGGAGCACUGCACAGACUGGAGUUGUUGACCGGUUAGCAGCAGGAAGCUAACUGCUAUUAGCCUUUUUGUGAUGGAUGAAGACUACCUGCUAGCCCUUCAUCUUCAAGAACAGUUCAACAACGAGUACGAUGCUCCUAUUUUGGCAUCCAACGACGUCGGACAAAGUGCCAAUAAACGGAAAGUGGAAAUCAACGGCGGCGCACUUGUGCCCUGGAAGCGAAGUGUGAACCCUGAGAGGCCACUGUCCAUCGUGGAUCCGUCGUGGGAGACGCUGGACCCGACUCCGGAUGUCAGGGCCAUGUUCCUGGAGUUCAACAGCAGGUUCUUCUGGGACAAGCUCAGCGGCGUGGAGGUUAAGUGGAGCCCCAGGAUGACACUGUGUGCGGGUGUGUGUUCAUACGAGGGGCGAGGCGGACUGUGUUCUAUCAGGCUCAGUGAGCCUCUUCUCAAGCUCAGACCCAGGAAAGACCUGGUGGAGACUCUCCUCCAUGAGAUGAUCCACGCUCUCCUGUUUGUGACCCACAACAACCGAGACCGCGAAGGCCACGGGCCCGAGUUCUGCAAGCACAUGAACCGCAUCAACAAGGACAGCGGGACCAACAUCACAGUGUACCACAACUUCAACGACGAGGUGGACGUGUACCGCCAGCACUGGUGGCGUUGCGACGGGCCCUGCCAGAACCGAAGGCCCUACUUUGGCUACGUGAAGAGGGCCAUGAAUCGGGCCCCCUCAGCCCUGGACCCCUGGUGGGGGGACCACCAGAGGACAUGCGGGGGCACCUACACCAAGGUGAAGGAGCCUGAGGGGUACGGCAAGAAGAAAGGCAAGAAAGAGGUUGAAACAAACGGGAAGACGUCUGCCAGGGAAAAGCCUUCAGGGUCAGGGUUUGUGUCUCGGGAUAUUCGGGACAUCAUCCCAUUCAGCGGAAAAGGCUUGGUCCUCGGCGGGACGCCGUCCAAGGGCUCAGCCCCUCCACCUACCUCCUCAUCUGGCCCCGCCUCCUCUGGCAGUCCUCCCCUGAAGCGUCCUCACAACAUGACAGGAGGAGGGUUGUUUCCCUCGCUGGACCAGAAGACGCUCCUAAAGAAGUCUGUAGCAAACACCAAAGUGUUCGUCAGCAUCAACGGCUCGCCUGUGAGGAUCUCCAAAACUUCUCGUGGUGCUGAUAAAAGUCAAGGAGCAGAAAGAGGCACGCAGCCGUCCAUUGAGGAUCUUUUCACCAAGUCAGCAAGACGCUCGUCCGCCGCAGACUCACAAACUGAUCUUCGCGCUGCCGCUUGUAAUGGCAACAAUAACAGCAUCCCAGUGUCCUCGGCGGGAACAUCACAGCGUCCCAAAUGUACUUCAUCCAUCCCGAGCGGCAGCACCACCACCGUCGCCGAGCCACCCCAGUCCAAAAAGAGGCCGCCGGAGGACUCGUACAGCAUCUUUGACGUCUUCAACAAGAGGCUGAGGAUCGAGUCCAAAGAGACGCUACCUGCCUCAGCGCCGCAAGCUAGCUCCGCCUCCUCCUCGUAUUCCUCUUCUGUUGUGGUGAUGGUCAACUGUCCCGUGUGUGAGGCCAGCGUGCAGGAGACAAACAUCAACCAGCAUCUUGACUCCUGCCUCUCCUGAACCAGCACCACUCCGGGAUGUCCACUUCAUUAGGGGUACCUAAUGAAGUGGCAGGUGAGUUUUGCUCCAGAGUGGUUUUUAUAGUGCAAUGUUUGCCCACUGAGGAUUUUCAAGUGCUGUGUGUUUUAUAGCUUGGAAACAAAUCGCCUUCAUUCCCAGUCAAGUUGUGCCUUAGCGAAAUUGACUUUUGACUUGAAGCCCGUUUCAUGUGUGUUGUUUUUUUUACUGCUGUUUUAAAAGACUGUUCUGCUUGUUCUACAAAUAAAGCUAUUUCUAUUCAAAAUAUAUUUGAAAUGAACACUUAUCGUUAGGUACGUGCGUCUCGUAUACAAUUGCAUUGAAAAGCCCAGACAGGAGCUGUUUUU
This is a messenger RNA of Dunckerocampus dactyliophorus (ringed pipefish), 2373 nucleotides long. It is a transcript of the gene sprtn, whose product is annotated as SprT-like N-terminal domain. The coding region runs from base 464 to 2008 and encodes 514 amino acids. Gene Ontology annotation, molecular function: metalloendopeptidase activity; single-stranded DNA binding; polyubiquitin modification-dependent protein binding. Gene Ontology annotation, cellular component: nucleus. The record is from RefSeq and is a predicted model, not a curated record. Lineage: Eukaryota; Metazoa; Chordata; Actinopteri; Syngnathiformes; Syngnathidae. Gene Ontology annotation, biological process: DNA repair. The transcript is spliced from 6 exons.